Molecule: messenger RNA, 1047 nt
Organism: Fusarium tjaetaba
Lineage: Eukaryota; Fungi; Ascomycota; Sordariomycetes; Hypocreales; Nectriaceae
Exons: 1
Coding region: 1-1047 (348 amino acids)
Source: RefSeq, a predicted model, not a curated record
AUGGUUCCACGACAACACUUUUUGACGCUUGCUCCGCAAUGGUUCAGAUCGGGGGGGUUCUGGGAUGAGCAGGAUGGCCUGACAGAGGAGCCCUGGGAAUACUGGUGGUAUCGGCACGAACAUCAGCGCAAACACAAGGAUUCGCCGGUUCCAGAUGCUGCCAUUGACAUACAGAAUCUGUGUCACGGGGCUCGCGCUCGUGUUCGUGAUGUUGCUACAUCCUUCCGCCGUAUUGUAAGAACGAUCGCCAUUUCCAUUCCCAGGGAUGCGCAGACUGUCUUUCUCGAUGUUGCCACGCCAAUUGGAGUUUCAUAUCUUCACGACUCAUCACCACCUUGUAAUUCAAAACGAGCAUACAAUGGGACAAUGAAAAAGUGCGAACCUAUGCCAGUCAGCUGGCUGGAUGAAUUCAGAACACAUGUUGAAUCCUUUGGUCUCAACGUGUCGGCAAACGAUCUCCUCAAGGAUAUUGCGCGGCUCCAAGAGUCGUUGAAAUUGGCCUUUGACGAUUUGUCAUUUAUCGUAAAGAUCGCCAAGACUCAUGUUCCUCCGACACCAAAAUGGUCUUGGUUUAAGCUCGGCCAAGAUCGUCCACCCAGCCUGCAUUUUACUACUAUAGAGCCAAUCAGACAAAUGCAGGAUAACCUUACCCAGAUAGCUUCCAGCGUCGACUUAUUAUUCAAUCUUCUCACGGCAAUCCUUAGCCAAGAAGCCGAAAUGCUGCCCUGGCUGACUUCACUGCUCGCCCAUGCCCCCGACCUCGAAUCUCGGUAUGAGAUGCCUGGAAGUUCAUCCACCGGAACAACUAACCCCUGGGAGAUUUGGCGACCAAAAGAUGAACUCGAAACAUAUGGACAGUGGUGUGUAUACCCAGGGUGUCCCAAGGCCCGCCAAAGUGGAGAUAAUGUCCUUGUGAAGAUAUAUCUUCCUAAUGCAGAGGCUGCGUUUACGACCAUGUUUGGGUCUCUGAAGCUUAUAAAUGGGCUCGCCAAGGAUAUGAGCCAGUAUAUGGCGCGUUGGAGUGAUGAGAGGUGGGAGAAGGCAUGA